Penicillium nucicola is the source of this 774-nucleotide messenger RNA. It is a transcript of the gene med7, whose product is annotated as mediator complex subunit MED7. Lineage: Eukaryota; Fungi; Ascomycota; Eurotiomycetes; Eurotiales; Aspergillaceae. The record is from RefSeq and is a predicted model, not a curated record. Gene Ontology annotation, molecular function: transcription coregulator activity. The transcript is spliced from 2 exons. Gene Ontology annotation, cellular component: core mediator complex; mediator complex. Bases 1 to 774 code for a protein of 257 amino acids. Gene Ontology annotation, biological process: regulation of transcription by RNA polymerase II.
AUGGCGGAUCCAAAUCAGCCACCUGUCCCGACAGCCUUUGCGCCUCCACCGCCGUUGUGGAAGCACUUUACGCGCGAGAAUCUCGACAAGCUCGACCACAUCAAAGCCGAAGCUUCCAAAGACGAAGAUGGCCGGCCGAAUAAGAAGAAAGAAUGGUCAGCAGCAGAGUUGCGUGCGUUAGAGAUCCCAGAGGAGCUCAGAUAUCUUGUGCCCCCCGAUAUUCCAACGGGUCAAUAUAGCGUCUUUGGAGAACUGCAAACGAUGUCGACCGUCUUGCCAUCCUUAAAAGACCAAGGAAUUGAACAGCUCUACCCAGAAAAUGCCACAGCCGACGCCGACCAGGACCCUUCGCAGCCCUCUCCUCCCCUCAACCAUGCCUACUACCUCCUCAAGAUCAGCAAAUCUCUCCUUCUCAAUUUUCUAGAAUUUGUCGGUAUUCUCUCAGUAUCUCCAGAGCAAUAUCAGCCCAAGGUGGAGGAUAUGCGCAACCUUUUCAUCAACGCCCACCACCUUCUCAACCUCUACCGCCCACACCAGGCCCGCGAAUCACUCAUCAUGAUGAUGGAAGAGCAGCUCAAACAUACUCGUGAAGAAAUUAAACAAAUGGACAAGGUCAAGACGGAGGUUGAGGGUAUCCUGGAGCAAUUGCAAGCUGAAGGCAAUCGCGUAGGCUCCCUCGAAUCUACGGAUAAUACCAACCCGAACAAAGCGCUGAAGGAGAAGGCUGAUGCUCACUCUCGGCUGAUUUGGGAUUUACUCGACAAAGAAGAAUGA